Messenger RNA from Grosmannia clavigera kw1407, 279 nucleotides. RefSeq names its product dolichyl-phosphate mannosyltransferase polypeptide 3. NCBI's taxonomy places the organism in Eukaryota, Fungi, Ascomycota, Sordariomycetes, Ophiostomatales, Ophiostomataceae. Gene Ontology annotation, biological process: GPI anchor biosynthetic process. The record is from RefSeq and is a predicted model, not a curated record. Bases 1 to 279 code for a protein of 92 amino acids. The transcript is spliced from 3 exons. Gene Ontology annotation, cellular component: endoplasmic reticulum membrane; dolichol-phosphate-mannose synthase complex.
AUGACCCGUGCCGUCCAGACCAUCUCCGUGGCCUUACUGGCCACGUCUGUGUACCUUUCGCUGUAUCUGCAGCUGAUCCCUCUUCCUCUCAUCGUCCAGGAGGAAAUCGUGCCUGUGAUUCCCUUCUGGUUUAUUGUUUCCCUCGGCGCUUUCCUCCUCGGCCGCCUUGGCUGGGGCAUCGUCUCGUUCAACGACUGCCCCGACGCGUACCAGGAGAUCCUGUCCGAGAUCGACUUGGCAAAGGUCGACCUGCGCAAGGCAGGCGUUACCGUGGAUUGA